Homo sapiens (human) is the source of this 2980-nucleotide messenger RNA. RefSeq names its product N-terminal EF-hand calcium binding protein 3 (gene NECAB3). The transcript is spliced from 9 exons. Gene Ontology annotation, molecular function: calcium ion binding. Bases 1633 to 2238 code for a protein of 201 amino acids. Gene Ontology annotation, cellular component: endoplasmic reticulum; Golgi cis cisterna; Golgi apparatus. The record is from RefSeq and is a predicted model, not a curated record. NCBI's taxonomy places the organism in Eukaryota, Metazoa, Chordata, Mammalia, Primates, Hominidae.
GCCUCUUGCCGCCGCAGCAGCAGCAGUACCGGCAUCCUCGGCUCGCGCUCGCUACCUUCGCCCGCUCCGCGCAAUCUGGGUGCCGCCGGGGAGCCCAGCCCAGCGCCGGACGCGUAGUCAAUCCGUUGCCCAGCGUUGGCCAGCGGCUGCCGCUUGUCCAGGGGGAGAAUCAGCACGAUCCUGGUCUGGGGGUGGAACAGGGGCGUGAGGCGGGAGAGCGCGCUAGGGCCGAGCCCACGACCCGGGGCCGCUCCGCGCUUCUCCUGGGACCCUCGUCCACCCGGGUCCUGUCGUCCACCCGGGUCCUGUCAUCCUCUCGUGCACAGGGCUGGAGGGGACCCCUGUCCAAUUCAGGCCGCGGGGAAGCCCGCCCUUCCCUGCGUGGCGCCCCGGACUCCGCCUCCUUUCUGGAAACCCUCAUCCAUCCCAGGCUGACUUCCUGAGACCAGCUCCGUCUAAGUUUAUGAGAUCCCUUCCAGGCCCUAUGUCAGGGGCUUUCAGCACCUCCCACCCCCGCCUGGUCCAGGGCUUCUGCUCAUUUGAGAGGGAGACAGGGAAGUUCUGAGCCUAGGAGCUGAAGAGAGGACACUAGGGAAUUCCCCCUGCCUCUAGCUCCAGUAGUACCAACUAGAACUGAUUCUCCGUGUUGGGAUCUCCACCCGUUCGUCCAGGGUUGGGAGAGAAUCCCACUCAUGCUCACCCCCCGGGGCUCUCAAGUCUCAUCCACUUUCUGGUUCUGGAAUCUCUGCCCUCCCUUCUGGGCUUUUUUUGUUUAAGACUGAGUCAAACAGGGUCUUGCUGUGUCCUACAGGCUGGAGCAGUGGUGCUGUCAACGGCUCACUGCAUCCCUGACCUCCUGGGCUCACGUAGUCCACCUCAGUCUUCUGAGUAGCUGGGACUGCGGGCAUUCACCACCACAACCAGCUAAGUUUUAAUUUUUGUAGAGAUGGGGCCUCCCUAUGUUGCCCAGGCCAAUCUCAAACUCCUGGGCUGAAGUUAUCCACCCACCUUGGCCUACCAACGUGUUGGGAUUACAGGCGUGAGCCACCUUGAAAGGACCCCCAUCCACACCCAUAUGGGCUCCUGGGAUCCUCAUCCUUGGGAGAGAUUUUCGAAUUCCUCCCUCACCCCCUAGGACUUCUGCAUACAAGGCCUAGACUCCCAGCAUCCCUUCCCACCCACUUGUCCAGCUUUCUCUGCCCCCCAGCUGCCUCCCCAGCCCUGCUCCCCAUCCCCCGCCCUCACAGCCGGCUUCUUCCGAGUGAGGUGGUUGAGGAACGAUUUCCACCAGGCCUUGUCCAUGUCAGCCGGCCUCUCCUUGCGGGCCUGCUUGGGUGCUUUGGUCCUUUUGUGGGAACUAUAGUUUCCCAUGGCAGGGCUGGUCACCACUGGGGACGAUGGCCCACACUCCGUCUGCUCUGCCCCCUGGGCCCUGGCAACAUUGUGACCUCACGGGCUGACCUCACCAAUUGCAGGCUCUGAGCACCGCCUUCCAGGGCCCACAGGAGUACGAGAGGGCCUCCAAAGUGGACCAGUUUGUGACGCGCUUCCUGCUGCGGGAGACGGUGAGCCAGCUGCAAGCCCUUCAGAGCUCGCUGGAGGGGGCGUCAGAUACCCUGGAGGCCCAGGCCCAUGGCUGGCGUCCUCGGCCCUGUGAGCCUCACUUCCUCUAGGUCAGAUGCAGAGAGCGUGGAGGCGCAGAGCAGGCUCUGCGGCAGCCGGCGGGCAGGACGCCGAGCCCUGAGGAGUGUCAGCCGGUCAUCCACCUGGUCCCCCGGCUCUUCUGACACAGGGCGCAGCUCAGAGGCCGAGAUGCAGUGGCGGCUCCAGGUGAACCGCCUCCAGGAGCUCAUCGACCAGCUCGAGUGCAAGGCCCCCCGGCUGGAACCCCUGCGUGAAGAGGACCUGGCCAAGGGGCCUGACUUGCACAUCCUCAUGGCCCAGAGGCAGGUCCAGGUGGCAGAGGAAGGCCUGCAGGACUUCCACCGAGCCCUGCGCUGCUAUGUGGACUUCACAGGGGCCCAGAGCCAUUGUCUGCAUGUGUCCGCCCAGAAGAUGCUGGACGGUGCCUCCUUCACCCUGUAUGAGUUCUGGCAGGAUGAGGCCUCCUGGAGAAGGCACCAGCAGUCGCCUGGCAGCAAGGCCUUCCAGCGCAUCCUCAUCGACCACCUGCGGGCCCCGGACACCCUCACCACUGUGUUCUUCCCAGCCUCCUGGUGGAUAAUGAAUAACAACUGAGCCAGACCUGCACACGCCGAGGGCCCCGGGACCCUGCCUGCCUCCCUCUGGAGCCUUCUGGACUGGCCAGCCCAGCGCAAAGACCAGGACUUGUCUCCUCCUGGACUUGGGCCUGGUGGAAGGGCUCUCAGCCCAGGGAUCAGGGACUGGGCUGCUUGCUUUCUAUUUAUUAUUGAUUUAUUUAUCCCUGUAUUUUAUUGUUUGUCACUUCAGCCUCCAAGCUACUUUGGCUUCUGCCUGGCUCAGGAGACCUGGAUUCUGGUCCCUGCUGUCCCUGCCUGGCUGAGCGACCCAGGGCAGGUCCCGUCCCUGUCUGGGUGGGCCUCAGGCCAUCUGGCCGCCUAGCGAGGGUCCUGCUUUCUUCCUGCUGUCUUGGGACCAGGCUUCUGCUCCUCCUCAGCCAGCGGCAGAAGCAGGGCUGAUGCUCAGGGACCCCCCAACCCUCAAACCUUGCCUCCGAGGCUGGGCCUGAGCUGGGUGCCCCGUCGCCCUCCCAGGCCACUAGGCUCUGACUCUUCCAGCACCCAUGGAUGUGCCAGAGGCCUCUGGGUUGGUUUGCAUGUCAUUUGCAUAUCGUUUGCAUGCCCUCAUCCCACCCAUUCUCAGGGCAGUAUGGGAAGCCCCAAGGUGACCUGGCCAAGUAGCAAUAAUUUGGGUCCAGGGUCACCUAUUGCCCCCAGAGGCCUCUGAACCCCAGGCUGGGACCCCAGCACAGAGGCAAUAAAGGCAGUGGUCCCUUCCA